This is a messenger RNA of Chroicocephalus ridibundus (black-headed gull), 2909 nucleotides long. RefSeq names its product mitogen-activated protein kinase 12 (gene MAPK12). Gene Ontology annotation, molecular function: ATP binding; MAP kinase activity. The transcript is spliced from 12 exons. The coding region runs from base 436 to 1290 and encodes 284 amino acids. Gene Ontology annotation, cellular component: nucleus; cytoplasm. NCBI's taxonomy places the organism in Eukaryota, Metazoa, Chordata, Aves, Charadriiformes, Laridae. The record is from RefSeq and is a predicted model, not a curated record. Gene Ontology annotation, biological process: MAPK cascade; protein phosphorylation.
GUCCCAGGUGCCCGGGGCCCGGUGUCGGUGCGCGGUGGCCGGGCCGGCGGGGCGGGGGCGGGGUGGGGGCGGGCGGUGCCGCUCGCCCAAGCCCAGCCCCUCGCCGGGGCCCGCCUCGGCUCGGCGGCGCCGGCCGCUCCCGCUCCCCCCCCGGCCCCGGCCCGGCCCGGGCUCUUUGUCGGCGGGUGGCGGCGGGGGGCCGCAGCGCCAUGUCCUCCCCCAAGAACGGCUUCUACCGGCAGGAGAUCACCAAGACCCUCUGGGAAGUGCGGGACCGCUACCGGGACCUGCAGCCCGUGGGGUCCGGCGCUUACGGAGCCGUCUGCCGUUGAUGGAAGAAGUGGCACCAAGGUGGCCAUUAAGAAAUUGUACCGCCCAUUCCAGUCCGAACUGUUUGCCAAACGAGCCUACCGAGAGCUGCGCCUCCUGAAACACAUGAAGCACGAAAACGUCAUUGGAAUAUUGGAUGUGUUCACACCAGAUGUAACACUGGAGAAGUUUAAUGACUUCUACCUUGUCAUGCCAUUUAUGGGAACAGACUUGAGUAAGAUAAUGAAGCAUGAGAAACUAACUGAAGACCGAAUCCAGUUCCUGGUAUAUCAGAUGUUGAAAGGAUUAAAGUAUAUUCACUCAUCGGGCAUAAUUCACAGGGAUCUAAAGCCUGGAAACUUGGCAGUAAACGAAGACUGUGAAUUGAAGAUUCUGGAUUUUGGAUUGGCGAGACAUACAGACAGCGAGAUGACGGGUUACGUGGUUACAAGGUGGUACAGAGCCCCAGAGGUCAUCCUGAACUGGAUGCAUUAUACACAAACAGUUGACAUCUGGUCUGUGGGCUGUAUAAUGGCUGAGAUGAUAACGGGGAGGCCUCUGUUCAAAGGAAAUGAUCAUCUGGACCAACUCACAGAAAUAAUGAAAAUAACAGGUACGCCAACUCAAGAUUUUGUUCAAAAACUGCAGAGUCAAGAUGCAAAAAACUAUAUCAAAAGCCUCCCAAAAGUCCAGAAAAAAGAUUUUGCAUCCAUCUUGAAGUACGCAAAUCCUUUGGCUGUAAACCUUUUGGAGAAGAUGCUGGUGCUGGAUGCAGAGAAGCGAGUCACAGCAGCUGAGGCUUUGACACAUCCUUACUUUGAGCCAAUUCACGAUCCUGAGGAAGAAAUUGAAGCUGAGAAAUAUGAUGACACAUUUGAUAACAUGGAUCUUCCGCUAGAUGAGUGGAAGCGCAUUACAUAUAAAGAAAUACUGAACUUCAAGGCGCCACAGACAUCGGAGUCAAAGGAGACAGCGGUGUAAUUGUACAACUCGGUCUUUUCAGAACUCAGAAGAAAGCAGGAAAGUUGUAAAUGUUUGUGAUACUUCAGGUGUAUAAAACUUUUAUAAAUAAACUGGAUGUAAUCUGUUUCAUCUUCACUGUCAGAAAGAGCAAUGUCUUUUACUCGCAUGUGAAAGUUGGUGCCUUUGGAAGUAGCGUUUUGAAACCGUCCAGAAACUUAUUCUUGCCUACAGCUUCCUUCUUCUGCAUGAAGGGAUUCCGACUGUGAUAACCUGGUGCCAUCCUCAAAAAAGCAGGUAGGACUAAUUCUUCAAACCAGAGAUCAGAAGUUACCACCCCGGGCAAGCUGAGACACCAAACUCUCCAAGGCCAUUGAACUGUUUUGAAUACAGGAAGCAUUUGUGUGACUUCCUCUGGAAUAUUUCAUCUUGGUAAGAUGCCUGGGAGGCUAAUCAGGCUUCUGCUACCUCAGCUAGUGCAGCAGGUAGCAGAGAGAGAGCCUGAAUGAAUGCCUGUGUGACCCCUGUCCUAUAUGAGUGGAGGACAACUUGAGCUCGGACGGUUCUCACAGAUCUGGGCAAGAGGCAAGAAGCGGAGAAGUGUCACUGUCCUAGAUUUUUUUCAAAGUAAACCAGUGUAGCAGGACAAGCUUUGACAAAUGCACUAGAUGAACAGUUGCUAGACAAGCAAUCACGGUCAAGGGGUACAACAUUUUCCUCUGGAUACAGUGCAGUCUCUGUGUAGACUAGGGAUCAAGGAUUUCCAGGGAGAAAUUAUGACUUUCUGAAAUUUUGUAACCUCUUUAGCAUCUUAGUAUUGAAAUGAUCACUGAAAAAGUACAUCUUGGAGGACGUCCUGGUUAUAGAAUUAGCGGUGCUGAUUUUAGAAAUAAAGGUGCAUGUGGGUCGCAUUAUAGAGAAUAAAAUGAGGGUAAAAAUGCUACGCUCGGCUGUUUGUUGGGAAUACCUGCAGCAAACUGCUGUUUUUUUCACAGCGUAUAGAGGUGUUGCCAGGUGCAGAAUAACAACCGUUCCUUUUUUUAGCCUUUUUGAACUCAUCUUACCUGGGGGGGAACCCUCAGACCUUCUGUUGGGAGGUGCCUUACCAGAGAGAGUCAGCUUCCGGAUGGGAUAUUCAUUAGACACUUUGUGAGUUCCUCUUACUGUCUGGGUUCGUUUAUUAUAUUUUCCUAGGUGCUUAGUUUGUAAUAAUCUCGCAGAGGUAGGAAAAAAAAUUGGCAAACCUUUGGUGAAGAAUUGCUUUCUGAGAUUGCUUGCCCUUGUUAAAGAUAAUCUCUUUACAGUUGACUAUUUGAACGUGGAUUAUUCCCAACGCAAUAUGCUGUUGCUACUGAGUGAAACAGUUGUGAAAAAAGACACUUGAUCUUAGCAGGUAAUAACUGAAAAAGAAGUAAGAAAUUACUGGGUUUUUUUUGCUUUAAAUAACCAAUUUAAACCAGAAGUUUAAUCAAGGCACAGUUGUUCUGUUUCUUUCAAUGAACGUUUAAGUUAAACACCUGUAAAUAUUAGUAUUUCUUUAAAAAUUGUGAUAAGCAUUGAUUAGCUGAGAUGGGCAUGUAGAGAGACUAAAUGGUAAAAGAAGCCUUGGAUUAUUGAUGUAUUUGACAAGUCAUUAAAAA